AGAAACCCAACGCCAGCGCUGUGAUUAGAAACAGUCUCAAAAUGAAAGUAAAAAACACAACUUCACUUCCCAACGCCUGAAGUUUCUCACAAGAAGCAGAAGAGCGAACCUCCUGUACUCCCGGAGGAACCUGAAGAGAGCGAUACUGACGCUAACAUGCAGUACCAGUGGCCUGAAGAUGACGACUUUGAUCUGCCCACUGGGGUACUACGCCUGGACCUCCCUGAGCCAGUUAGUGGUAGGAGGUACAUCAUGUACCACGGCACCUGCAGGAAGACAGUUAAAUCCAUCCUGGCCUCAGGGUUUCGGCUGUCUGAAGACGGGAUGCUCGGCCGCGGCGUCUACCUCAGCAGAGACCUGGACAAAGCCAGCCGCUAUCCCCUCGAUCACUGUGAGUCUGACAAGGUCGUCAUUAAGGUUAUUGUUGAUGUGGGUAAAGUGAAAGCCAUCAAUUAUCAAGGCCACCCGCUUCAGACAACCUGGCAUGACGACGGCUACGACACCGCCUGGGUGCCGCCAAAGUGUGGAAUGGUGCCGAGCGGAUUGGAGGAGGAUUGUGUCUGGGAUCCCCGUCGAAUCCAGAUUAUUGGUACCAUCCACCCACACCAGGUCCAGGCCUCCGGUGGAUCCCUUGAGUAUCAGUGGGUUGAAGAUGACUUCAAACUACCUGCUGGAGUAGGUCGAUUGGAUCUCCCUGAAGUAGUUAGUGAUAAAACGUAUGUCAUGUACCACGGCACCUGCUGGAAGAAUGUUUUAUCCAUCCUGAAAAAAGGAUUUCGCCCGUCUGAAGAAGGGAUGCUCGGCCGUGGCGUCUACCUCAGCAGAGACCUGAAGAAAGCUAGCCGCUAUCCGAUGGAUCAUCAUGAGUCUGACAGGGUCGUCAUUAAGGUUAAGGUCGACGUUGGGAAAGUGAUCGCCAUCAAACUAAAAAAACACAUUUUUAAGAAGACCUGGCAUAACCACGACUACGACACCGCCUGGAUGCUGCUAAAGAGUAGAACAGGGAAGAGCGGUUUGGAGAGGAUUUGUGUCUGGGAUCCCCGUCGAAUCACGGUCAUCGAUACAAUCACACCACGCCCAGUCAGUUAGUCUCAUUUAUUUUAUACGUUCAAAUGUAGUUUUAUAUAUUUGGAUUAAAAGUCAGUGACGUUGCAUGUUGUUACUGUGUCUCUGUAACCUGGAGAAUAAAUGUGUCAUAACUCUGAGCUUCUGUUUGGUGUUGUUGACAGUGUGAUGAGUAUAUUUUUUAGAGAUAUUAGUCUCUGCAGACAGUUUAAUACAAU
Molecule: messenger RNA, 1283 nt
Organism: Dicentrarchus labrax (European seabass)
Lineage: Eukaryota; Metazoa; Chordata; Actinopteri; Moronidae
Exons: 3
Coding region: 157-1089 (310 amino acids)
Cellular component (GO): cytoplasm
Molecular function (GO): NAD+ poly-ADP-ribosyltransferase activity
Source: RefSeq, a predicted model, not a curated record